UCCGUGCGCUUUUCGAAAAUAGUUACAAAAUUUUCAUCGAAGUGAGUGGAACGCCGCAGCGGUAAGCGGAAUCGAAAUCGGAAUCGGAAUCCGUCGCAUGGACUCUUGAGCAGCCGGAGAAGCUCGCUCCAAAAUCGCUGAAAAACUGAAGCACAAUCGCGUUCUUCGCGUGGAAACGCCAGCACAAAAACAGCACACAGCAAUCAAAUCAAAUCAAAACAACGUAAAUUCCCAUUUGUUCAUCUGCGUAUGGGAACCAAUUCCAAUUCUUCAGCCAAAAACCCAGUGAAACAAGAAGUGCAUGCGGUUUUGCUGCUCGUGGAGCUAUUGUUAUUUUUAAAUUGCUGACCGCAGAAUAUUUGUACUGCUAAAAAUAGACGGCAACACACAAAAAGAGAUGCCGCCGAAACAGAAAUAAACCAAAAGCCCAAAGGGUAAAAACUCGAAAGUGCCAAAACAAACAAGAAUUUCACUUAGAAGAAGUGCGUGUUCUAUAAAUAUACAAAUACAAAAUCGCAACAAAAUAGCAACCAGGAAUAUUUGCUGCCCAAUCGCAGCACAAAACUGCAUUUUGUUAAAUAUUUAAUCUGGAAAAGCAAUGUGUCAAAGUAUAGUGCAAAAAUAUUUAUAAUACUCUGCCAAAACAUUAACAACCGAAAGGGAAAAUAGAAUUCUACUCACACUGUGUGCAUUUUAUAAAGACUUUCGUUUUUUGGAAUACAAAACAAACAGAAAUACAAGAGGCGGAAUCCAUUAGUUCCGCAUUAAAGUGUUAAAAUAAAUUAAGUCUUGGAUACUCCGUGAACUUCGCAUUUUGGAAUACUUCAGCACCACUUUGGAUAUCCGUGUAUGUGAAUUCUAUUAGUAUUGCCAAUCGAUCUGGAGGGCAGAAGGAAAUAAUUUCACAAAGUUGACAUGUUCAAAGCCAACGAGGAACUCUCAUUUUACAUAUCGUCGACCACCAGCCAGUCUUGAGGGAGUUGCCAGGACACCAAGAGACCAAGCAGCAACAUGGACCUGCCGUCGAUGGUGCAGCGUUCGGGUGACACGCUCAUCGUGCGCAGCGUGGUCAGCGGCAAUCAGCUGUACACCGAGCAGGGUGGCCACAACCCCGCCGGCAGCACGGGGCACAUCGCGAGCAACGCGACCAGCAACUCGGCAGCAACACAGGCGGGCUCGUCACUCCUGGAGCGACACGUGGAGCGCUACCGCCUGCAGCAGCAGUUGCAACAAGCAGCCGCAGCAGUCGCAGUUGUGAACAGCGUGCAACAGCAGCAGCAGCAACAGCAGCAGCAACAUCAUCAGCAACAGCAACAGCAGGCCGUCAUCGGCAUGGACGCCAAGGAGGAGGGUCUGCCGCAGUGCAAGAUCAAGCGGAACUACAGCUGCAACCACUGUGCGUACUUCACGCAGAAUCCCCGCUACCACUUGACCCACCUGCGCGACGUGCACGGCGAGAAGAUAGUGAUCAACAAGUGCAAGCUGUGCCUGUACGCCUCGCGGCACUUCCAGAAGCUGGUGCGGCACAUGAAGAUGGUGCACGGCUGCACGGACGGCAUUCCCAGCGGGCAUGGUCAGGCCAGGGGCAAGCGGGGCAUGAGUCGGGAGGCACGCAAGCGGCGGUUGGAGGAGAGUGUGGGUGUGAUGGGUGGCCAGAACCUGACGGUGGCCGUCCCAGAUGUGCCCACCCUGGAGCAGGUGAAGCGGGAGUUGCUCCUCCAGGAGGAGAAGCUGCAACGGGACAUUCAGGCCUUCAAUCAGCGGCAGCGGGAGGAGCAGCAGCGCGAGCAGCGGGAACUAGAGCUGGUGGCCUCCAGUGCGUAUGAGCGACAUAUGCAGGUCCUCCGCGACUACGAGCGCCAGUCGCCGGCCGAACCGCCCACCCCCUCGCCCACCAGCGGCUCAGCCACGCCCCCCUCCAACGGGGAGGAGCCGCAGAACCGGCUGCUCAAGUGCAGCGCCUGUGAGUUCACCACCCUCUACAGGACCCAGCUGCGAGCCCACGAGCUGGCCGAGCACGGCAAGACCAAGUUCUUCCGGUGCGACAAGUGCAGCUAUGUGACCCACAUCAAGGCGCGCUUCAGCAAGCACGUCAAGUACCACUCCAUGCCGAUGAUCAAGUGCGUGACCUGUGACUUCCGCACGCCCUACAAGUGGAAUCUGGACAGGCACAUGAAGAACCAUGGCGGAGCGGGCGCCUUCAAGUGUGCCGCCUGCGACUUCACCGCGGAUAUCAAGCAAUCGCUGACGGUGCACGAGAUGAACCACCACGUCCCACCGGUGGGCAAUGCGGGCUCCAUUUGGCCCAGGCGCCAGAACAAGGUCGGUGCCAGCGAGAUGUGCGAGGACUUCCUCAGCGACUCCGCCGAGCUGGAGGACCAGUUCAACAACAACAAUGUGGACGAUGAGCUGGACGGCGUCGAGGAUGCCGAUCCCGAUGAGGCAAUGAGCGGGGGCGACGAGGAGCAGCACCAGUUGCCCCACCACCACCACUACGGCAAGCGGAGCAAGUACGACGAGGAGGAGGAGCCCACGGAUCUGUCGCAGAAGGGCGGCUGCUCCUCGGACACCUCCAGUGUGGGAACCACCACGCCCAGGGCCCAGCGACCAGUGCCCAAUCUCAUCCCGAUCAGUAAGGGAGCCAAAGACGUAUUGAACCUGUCGAAGGAGACGAAUGCCUCGCGCAGCUCCCUGACGGAGAUCGCGUCCAUGUUCUUCAACGAGAAGCAGAUCUCGGAGAUGCUGGACAAGUCGGAUGUGCCGCAACUGUCACCGGCGACCACAGUGGCCUCCCAGAACUCCACGCGCAGCCAGCUGACCAAGAAGACCGGCUUCCUGGAGAGAGUGAAGUCGGGGGCGCACUACGAGAACCUGGUGUGCCAGUGCGGCCAUGUGGCCAAGUGCCUCUCGGAGUCGAUCAUCCACGGCAAGAGCUGCCACGCCUCGGCGGUGAUCAUCGACGACGAUGACGUGGCACUGCACGAGGACGAUGCCGACGACCGACUGGAGAUCGACGAGGACGACGAGGAUCACCACUCGCAUUCGGCCCUGAAUCUCAGCGUGACGGGAUCCACGCGCUGCCAGCACUGUCGCCACCGCUGCAAGUCCUCCACGGAUCUGCUGCACCACCUGAAGCAGUGCGUCGAGGCCAUCCGCUGCGCCAACGAGAUGUACGACUCGAACUCCGGCGAGAGCGGCGACCGGCGGCCGGACACGCAGAGCCUCCAGCAGCAGGCGGCCGUGCAGCAGCAACGGGUUUGCAUCUGGAACAAGGCCACCAAAGAGAUCGUAGCCGCCGCUGCCGCCGCAUCCUUGCAGCAGGAGAACAGCAGCCACAGCCUGGUCAAGUCCCCGGCCGGAAGUCAGGCGGCCAGCAACGAGGAGAACAGCUACUACGGCGUGGAAACUGCACCCGGUUACGGCGAGGUAACCAAAAAGAUGACGCCCGAGGAGGAGGCCGCCAACUCGUCCCUGAAGAAGGUGUACAAGUGUCCGCACUGCAGCUUCUGGGCCUCCACGGCGUCCCGCUUCCACGUGCACAUCGUGGGCCACCUGAACAAGAAGCCGUUCGAGUGCUCCUUGUGCUCGUACCGCUCCAACUGGCGCUGGGACAUCACGAAGCACAUCCGCUUGAAGACGAUCCGCGAUCCCUCGCACAAGACGGCCAAGGUCCUGAUGAACGACGAGACGGGCCGCAGGAACUACACCAAGUACAACAAGUACAUCACCCUGAUGAAGGUCACCGAGGAGGAUGGUGACCCCAAGCUGAUGAAGUCCGGCGAGAUGACCCCCAACCAGGUGGCCUCGCUGGCCUUUCUCAAGGACUACGCCAAGGUGGGCUCGGUCACCGGGCAGGACAUCACCCUGGAGCCGGUGCUGCCCAGCAAGCCGAAUGUCCUGGACGACGCCCAUCUGGCGGACAACCUCAUCCGCAUCCCGCUGCUGGCCACCAUGAUGAAUGCCGCAAUGGCCCAGCAGCAACACCACCAGCAGCAGCAGCAGCAAAAGGAGCACCAGUCCACGAUGAUCACGCCCUCGGUGACCAUUUCGCCGGUGAAGCGACCCAGUCAGGGAUCGGUGAUGCAGGGCAAGCCCAGCGACGAUCUGAUCACCGAGGUGCACCAGGAGGGCAACGAGAAGAGAACGGUCUACCGGUGCCGCAAGUGCAACUUUGGCCACCAGAACCGCGACGCAGUGCUGGCGCACGUGAAGAUCCACUACCAGGACGCCAGCUACCCGAAGUCCAACUCCGCCGCCGGCACCUCGCCGCUGCAGGUGUCCGUGGGUGGGAACCCGUUCUACAUGAACAAGGUCUUCGCGGCCAUGUGCCUGUCGCAGCAGACCCAGUCGCAGUCGUCGCCCAACGGUGGAUCCGCCGGGACAAGCCCGGCCAUCUCCGCCGGACUGCUGCAGCGGGCCAUCCAGGAGGCCCAGCACUCGCCCACGCCCAACGCCAGCGCUCUGAGCGGACUUGCUUUGGCGUUGGUGGGCGGAAAGCCACAAGCCAAUACGACGAAAGCCAGUGCCGCCUCCAUUUUAGAGCACGGUGAGCAGAAAGCGAGUCAAAACGAGGCAAGUGCCGACAGUCUGACGUCGCCGAACACCACCACCACCACCACCUCUAGUAGAACCACCAAAGCCACCACUAGCACCACCAAAGACACCGCCAGAUCGCUGCAGGAUCUGCUCACCUCACCGCGCAGUGCCAGAAAUGGAAAUCAUCUAUCUAACGCUAACAGUAACUCGGUUGUGGGAAAUGGACUCCGGCAGGAUGCCCUCUACGUCGCCUCAUCCAACACCACACCACCACCACCACAACCCUCCAACUCAGUCAGCAAGCCCAAUGCAUCGCCUUUGCCAGUAACUACCACUCCUACUCCUAUUUCUACUGCCACAAACUCUCUGGCUCAUCAACUGGGUGCGGGUAACCACAGCUCAUCCACAUCCUCAUCCCACCACCACCAACACCACCAUCCACUCAUGGCCGGUGAUGGUUACCACCUGGCAGCGGGUCUAACCCAUGCCCACUCCAUAAGCACUAACACGAAAGCCCAUCCCAACUCCAACUCCUUUCCCUCGUCAUCGUCGUCGUCGUCAUCGUCUUCGGUGGCCUCCACUUCAUCGGCCGCCGGCUCCGCUUCCGCCUCCGCGUCCGCGUCUUCCUCAUCCACAUCGUCGCCGCCGCCUCCGCCAGCCUCAUCCUCCUACCUGGCUGCGAUGGCGCCGCAGCAGCAGCAUCAGCAGCAGGUGCAAGUGCCCCCUGCCGUGCCGAUGCCCCAUCCGCAGACGAGAUUCCAUAGCCAUAGUCCAGGUAGUCCCAGCCUCCUGACCAUGGCCGAUGGCGAUCGACGCGACCCGUCGCCGUAUCGCUGCGGCCACUGCCACCAGGUCUCGAAUUGGAAGCAUGUCAUCCAGCGGCAUUGUCGCUUAAAGCAUUCCGGGGAUAUUCGGAUCGAGACCCUUGAGCGAGGAGCCAGUGGCUCGACGAACGCACCACCCAUCUACCGACCCUUGGGAGCAGGUGCCAGCAACGAGUCCCAGUCCCACAUCCCGUCCAACCCCACCAGCAAUGUCCUAAAGUCCGGCACCAAUGCGACUGCCGCCAGCAACAACAACGCCCAGCUGCUGAUGACCACCAAGCAGCUGGAGCAGCUCCUCCACUCGCCGCUCUCCGCCAGCGCCGCUGCGGUGGUGAACGCGGCCAAUUCCCAGCAGGAUCUCCAGGUGGCGGCGGCCUAUUGGGCCGCAGCCUGCAAGGUGGCCAGCAGCAGUGCCGAGGAGCUGCUCCAGUUGCAGCAGAACGACCAGAUCGAGAUCACCCGGCUGCCCUCGGCCGCGGAGCACAGCGGCGCCGGUGGUAACAACACCAAGAGCAAGCAGCAGAAGUGCCCCGUCUGCCCCUACAUCUCGGAAAGCAAGUCCCAGAUGAACUACCACGUGUCGUUGCACAAGCCCACGCAAUACGAGUGCCGGCUGUGCACCUUUGUCUGUGCCAAGAAGCAGCACCUGAGCAGCCACAUGAGGAGUGUCCACCAGCAGCAGAUGGCCACUGGGGCAGGAGCAUCCGUGGGCGGAGGAGGAGGAGCUCCCUCCCAGUGCCUGGACUUCAGUGUGGCCUACCAGCUGGCCGCUGCUGCCAAGCAGGUGCAACAACUGCCCGCCUCCACGCCACUCUCCAUUGAUCUGUCCCAGCUGCAACUGGACGCCGCCUCGGAUGCAGAGCUCAACCCACAGCAACUGCCGCCGGAAUACCAGUACAAGCUGAUCAGCUACUGUCCCAGGUGUCCGGCUCGAUUUGCCCAGAAGCACAAUGACGAGCGCAAUGCCAAGCAGGAGCUGGAGGAGCACCUGCUGGCCCACAACGACCAGGAGUCGGAGGAUCAGGGAUAUGUGUGCGCCUACUGCGAGUAUCGCACAGCCGAGGAGACCCUGCUCCAACUGCACCGGGCCGUGCACAUGUCCCACUACCAGGAGAAGUGCCAGCAGCUGUACAAGAACUGCAAGGAGGAUGUGGAGUUCCCGGCCCCCAAGCUGCUGCAGCUGACCGGUCCGGAAACCAUCUGGGUGGUGGACAAUGAGCUCAGCUUGCAGCUCCUGCAGCAGACCACCGGAGGGGGGGUGAGCUCCUCCACCGGAAACUAUGAUAAUCAGAACUCCCUGCUCAAGAAGCAGCUGGAGUCGGGCGGUGGCCAGGUGGUGGCCAUUCCACGGGAAUCAUCGGUGUCCAAAAUCGAGGGUGACGCCCCGGAGGAAGAUGAAGAGCGACGAAGCAGCUCCACGCCGUCGACCAGUGCCUCCGUGGCCACCAGCGAUUUGGCAGCGGAUGCCAGCAGUGAUGCGGGAUCAGUGGACAUGCCCCAGUCGGUCCCGGCUCCCCAACGCUGUCUCCACUGUCCGUUCGAGACGCAGCAACACGAGGAGCUGCUGCAGCACCUCCAGAAGCAUGCCUGUGUGAAUACUCCAUCGCCCGGCUGCCAGCAGUGUGCCCACUGCGAUUACAGUGCCGUCGAGGAGUCGGAAAUGGAGGAGCACACGGCAUUGCAUUUCAAUGCCAGUGAGAAGCUGAAGUCCGUGGAGUUCUACACCUGUUACGAUCAGCUCGAGAUCAGCGUGGAGCGGGAGCCAGAGGAUAAAAACAGUGCCUGCAAGGAGCAGCAGACCGAGCACAACAACAACCAGGACAACGUGAUGAAUGCGAAUGUGCAGCAGGAGCAGGGCAGCCUGGAUGAAGAGCCAGCGGACGAGGCGAUGGAGGAACCGCCGGCCAAGAAGCCCAGCACCAAGUUGAUUCUGUACAAGAACGAGGGCGGCCUGAGUGUGAAGCCACCACAGGAAGAAGCCACUUUGGAGUCGCAGAAAGGCGAGAACAUCAGCGAUCGCCUGCGCCGAAGGAUCCUCCGGGGAAGUGCCAACCAGCCGGAGGACUCCCAGGCCCAGGAGCGACCCCCAACACCGGACAAAAUGAUACUGGUCAAUGCCAGGACUGGCAAAGUCAUUUCCAAAAAGUAGACCUCCAGAGGUCCAAUCUUUUACUAUGUUUAAACACGUAACACCUAAGUUUACCUUAUGUCUAGCCUUAAGUGAGUUUUGGUUUUGUUUAUACCUUGUUGUUGCUUAUGUUUUCUUUUUUUUGGGGUAUGAUUUUAUGGAGUUUGGGAUUCGAUUUAGGCACCUUUCAAAGAUUUCUAUUGUCACUAACACACAACCACAUAUACACACCUAGUUGGAACAUGUUCCUGCACUUAAAACUUGUUUAGUUGUAAGCCCUAAGUUAGUCUUACGUAUCGAUAAUUUAUCAAAUCAAACAAAAUUCGAAUACUUUACAAACGGGACAAACCCUGAAUUCUUACUGUAUUUACUUGAUAGAACGGUGCAAAAUGUAAUUUAAAUUAAUUGUAAUGUAAAUUAUCGGAGAGAAAUCUGUAAGCAUACGUUAAAAUGUAGACACUAUAUUUACCAUUGGCUAAAUAAGCAAAAUGUAACAAGAAGAAUUAACCCAACCAGAGCAAGAUCCAAAAGCGUUUCAAAGAAAUCAAGUUUGUAUAGGGAAAAAAGAUAAAUUCAAAAUUAAGUCUUGCUAUAAUUAAUUCGUUUAUGUUUUGAAUGGGAACUGUGAUUAUUGAUAAUUGUAAAUGAAAAAAAAAGAAAGUGAGCGCGUAUAUCAUGCAAUGAAUAUGGUACUAUAUACAUACUAUAUAAAUCUAUAAAUAUAUAUAUUUACACACAGCUGCUGCGAGAACAAACACAAUUUAAAUGCAAUUCAAAAAUCAACAGAGAAUAGGGAAAUUUUUGCAAUAUUUGCAAUAUUAUUUUGUACAAGUGCAGCACACGGUUAAAAUUAGUUAUUAGUUCUACUAAGGAAUAGUUAUGUUCUUAUCAUUACUACGAUUGUUUUCCAACAAACGGCGUAUUUGUAGUACAGUGUAAGCGUAAACACUACAAACAAAAUGUUAUCAUAAACUCUAAGCAAACGAAAAGAACACAUGUGGAAUAGCGGGGCCAUAUUUAAAUAGUUUAAAGCAAGGAAACAUUAAAACAAAGCAAAUCAAAACAGAAGAUAACGCAAAAAAGCGAUAUGUAUACAGAAACUUACUUGGAUAUAACUGCAACCGCCUUUGAUAUGCAUAUAUACAUCUUAUAUCGAUACCGAUAUCUAUACACACAAUAUAUUAUAUACUAAAUAGUCCUUAACAUUGAACUACAUUUAAACUUAAAGCUAGUGUAAAUAACUUAGUUUUCUUUACUACGCACACAGAAAAACACAACACUUACACACACACCAACACACACGAAGAUUUACGGCAUUAAAUUACAACAGAGAAAAAUGUACAAAAAACAAUUGUUAAUAAAGAAAUCAAAUAAAAAAUACACAAGUUGCAUUUA
This is a messenger RNA of Drosophila rhopaloa, 8883 nucleotides long. RefSeq lists its product as uncharacterized. The transcript is spliced from 7 exons. Gene Ontology annotation, biological process: regulation of gene expression. NCBI's taxonomy places the organism in Eukaryota, Metazoa, Arthropoda, Insecta, Diptera, Drosophilidae. The record is from RefSeq and is a predicted model, not a curated record. Gene Ontology annotation, cellular component: nucleus. Bases 1012 to 7509 code for a protein of 2165 amino acids.